CAUCAAUGUGUACACACUAACACUCUCCUCCUGAAUUAUAACACUUUCCAUUACGUUUAGUAUAUAUAUAUAUAGUGAAUUUUCACAGUUUAUUACCCCCGUGGAGUUUACUUACCAUUGGAUUACUCUGAGACAGCACUGGAGGUUGAUACAAAAUGCUGGUGGAAAACUCUGGAAAUGGCAAUGGUGGAGAGGGAAAAGGGUCUAAUGGUGGAGGUAAUGGUGGUAAAACCAAUGGGGUGACAAAAACAAAUGGAGGUACCAAAAACAGUGUUAGUAGCAAACCCAGCAGCACCACCAAACCCAAUAAUUGCAGUAAGCCUAGCAGCUGCAGUAAACCUAGCAACUGCAGUAGGCCCAGCACGUGUAAUAAAUCUAGCAACUGCAGUAAACCCAGUAGCUGCAGUAAGCCUGCCCCAGCCACACCCCCCAGGAGUACAUCCAGUGGAAUUGACUCUCAGCUGAUGUACACACCACCACAUGUCCUUAUCCGCUCCAUCUCUUCCCUCUCUCAACACUCCCUCAGGCCUUCAACACCCGAACAUGACCAGGAUGAUGGGAUUGUGUCUGUUCCAGCCUUACGCAAAGGUGUCUUGCUCCAGGCUCGAGACCGCCUCUUCUCACGCUGGAAGGAGCGUUAUUUUGUUCUCACCAGAGAUUACCUUGCAUGUUUCAGGAGAGGUUCUACCAAAUAUUCUGAAAUGGGAUCUUUUAUAUUCAAGGUCAACCUAGCCUGUGUUGAGUGUGUAGAGUGGCAGGAUCGUCGUGGUGGUCCUGCUUUAGCGUUAUCUUUACCCCGUGAAGGACGUGUAUUGCUGAGAGCCAAAUCAGGUUUGGAUCAGUGGUACAGACUAUUACUUGAAGCUACUAGUGCCUCACGCCUUCGCCGCAGUGCUCUCCGUCGUGGUACUUCCACUACACACCUGAACAAUACCACUAAUAACAACUUAGAUACCACACCUCCAGCAAAAUCAGGUGGUAUACAGUAUAGUCUAAGUGGGUCAACUCCAGAGAUUACAAGACUUUGUGAUGCAGUCUGUGAUGACUCUCCUGGUGGUAGCAGUGCUCGGGUUCUUACUCGACACCAUCGAUUUUCCCUUCUUGCUGAUAUGGACCUUGGCUCUAUUGACACAGAUGUAGCUACUCCACCCUCCUCAGUAACCUCUUCAAACAAAUUUAGUACAUCAACUUCAACUUCUAAUACUUCAGGGUCAGGUGGAUCUUCAUCAUUGGCCUCUUCACCUUCACUUCGAGGCUCUUGUGCUUGGCCCCGUCCAUCAUCUCCUCUGCGUCCUGUUUUGGGUGAUGCUCCGAGGUCAAGGCUCUCACUGUAUGAAGGUACCCGUGAAAUGCCAGCCAGUGCAAAGAUGCGACAUUCAGUUUGUCUUGAGCCCAGGGACCAGACUCAGGAUCUUGCUAGAAAACAGAAGAAUAGACAUUCUAUAUGUGUAGAACCUCGUGACUUGGCACGAACUCGAGCAUCACUCUGCCUCGAGCCCCGUAAUCCUUUAUUGGACCUAAUGGAGAGUGUAGAGGCCAUUCCUUCAUUGCUGUCCCCUGAAGGCUCUCGACUUCCAACAUCUACUAGAACAUCACCAUCAAAGAGUGAAGGUGACAGAAGAUCUAGCAGUGAUGUCCCACUCAUGGGAAAUGAAGUUGACACUAGUCCUUGUCCAGGGGCUGCUCCCACCCGUCCACGUGCACAUUCAACCUCACUCACUCCAGAGCGUUCUUUAGGCCCACGUUCACGGUCUAACUUGGGCUUCUUCCGACACUCAGGCCUCUUUAAUCAUUAGGCCUCCAAGGAAAAUAAUUAAAUAAACAUAUUCUGUGUAAGAUUAAUUUAAAGCUUUAUUGUACCUUACAAAAUCUAUAAGUGCUCAUCACACUG
This is a messenger RNA of Cherax quadricarinatus, 1891 nucleotides long. RefSeq lists its product as uncharacterized. The record is from RefSeq and is a predicted model, not a curated record. NCBI's taxonomy places the organism in Eukaryota, Metazoa, Arthropoda, Malacostraca, Decapoda, Parastacidae.